Messenger RNA from Stegodyphus dumicola, 2099 nucleotides. RefSeq names its product cytochrome P450 3A2-like. NCBI's taxonomy places the organism in Eukaryota, Metazoa, Arthropoda, Arachnida, Araneae, Eresidae. Gene Ontology annotation, molecular function: oxidoreductase activity, acting on paired donors, with incorporation or reduction of molecular oxygen; steroid hydroxylase activity; heme binding. The record is from RefSeq and is a predicted model, not a curated record.
AGAUGAAAAAAUAAAAAUAAAUUAAAAAAGCUGUCUCAUUCAAAAAUUAUUAUUACAAUCGUAUCUAAUUGCGGCAUCAAAGAGUAACUCCUUCCGUCCGUGAGAGUAUUUCGUCAUAUCCUGUUAACUGAAAAACUGGCUGAAAUGUUCAUUUUAAGAGUUGCAGCUGCUGCGCUGAAAAUUAAGUUCAGGCUGUGUUCGGAUCAAGCGUCAGGAUGUGGAUAAUAAUUGUAUCUAUCGCAGUCGUUGUCGUUGCUUUGUUUUUAAGAUAUUACAGAAAAAAUGACGAUUAUUGGAAAAAGCGUGGAAUUCCAUUUACUCCUCGUGAUAGCAUCAUAAUUAUACUUUGGGAUGCGUAUUACAAGAGAGUGAAUGAAACGCUAAUGGAUAAGUACAAGAAAUAUGGUAGAAUAUUUGGCGCUUUUGAGUUCCGAACACCUUUCCUUAUGGUUGCUGAACCAGAGCUCGUGAAGGACAUAUUGGUGAAGGAUUUUCAAAUAUUUUCAAACAAAAGGGACUUUACCACUAACGACCCGACGAUGGACAACAUGGCUUUUAUGUUAAACGGGGAAGACUGGAAAAGAGUACGAACUAUAAUCACACCAGCUUUCACAUCCAAGAAAAUGAGGAUUAUGGCCCACAUUAUAAAUGAUUGCGCUAAAACAUUGGUGCAAACUUUGGAAAAGCACGCCGAAAACAAGGAACCAGUUAACUGCAAAAAGUUAUUUGGUACUUUCACCAUGGAUGUAAUCGCUUGUUCUGCUUUUGCGACAAAGAUAGAUUGCCACAACGAUCCUAAUAACAUCUUCGUGAAGCAUGCAAGAAAAAUUUUUGAAGAAUUUUUUGCUUUACGGAUGUUAAUCAUUUUGUUGUUCUUUCCGAAUUGGUUGAGAAAAAACUUAGGAUUCAAAAUUGUACCGUCAGCGGAAUUCUUCCGAAAUGUAACUUUGCAAGUGAUUAAAGAAAGAAGGCAGAAAGGCCAUAGGCACAAUGAUUUCUUGCAACUAUUGAUGGAUGCUGCUGAUGAAGUCACUCAAGAACCCGAGGAAUCUGAAAAUGCAGGAUUCAAAUCAGUUGAAAAGAAUGACGACGAAAUAGACCAGUUCGGAAGUGUAACGAGCAAAGGAAUAUCUACAUCUCAGAAGUAUACAAAGCUAUCUCAAGACGAACUCAUAGCUCAGUGUGUGAUGUUUUUCUUUGUCGGCUACGAAACUGCUGCUUCAACCCUUUCUUACAUUGCCUACUCUCUUGCUUUAAACCCAGAGUGUCAAGAAAAGCUCAUUCAAGAAAUAGAUGAUGCCUUUCAGAAACAUGGCCAGGUGGAUCACGAUGUGGUAAGAGACUUGAAAUACUUAGACUACGUUGUGUCUGAAACAUUGAGAAUGUAUCCUAUUUUAACACUGACAGAUAGGACAGCUGCAGCUGAAUAUAAGCUAGGAAAUACAGGAAUAACCAUAGAAAAAAGCUCAAGAGUGAUCUUUCCUAUAUAUGCUAUGCAUCACGAUCCAGAAUUUUUUCCUGACCCAGAAAAAUUUAAUCCAGAGAGAUGGAUUAGAGAUGCUUCAGGUAAACUAAGUCAUCCUCAAUAUGCAUACUUACCAUUUGGAGCUGGACCUCGAAACUGCUUAGGUAUGCGUUUUGCGCUGAUGGAAAUUAAGUUAUGCAUGGCUAACAUUUUGCGAAACUUCAGGUUCAAAAAAGCAAAAACCACAGAAGAACCUCUCAAGUUUAUUCCAGGCAAUGCCUUUUUAAGCGUUAAAGAACUUCCAUUAAUGGUGGAAAAAAGGACGGAACUUAAUACUCCAGCAGAAAAUUAACACUCUGUUGUAAACAGUUUCAUCUGAAAUCUGUUUUGUGAAAAACUUCAAUUUAAGUGUUUUAUUCUUGCUGGACAAGAAAUUUAGCUUUAUAUAAAUAUUGUAUUGAAAUCUCAUACAAUGUACGGUAUGCAUUUUGUUAUGCAUCUAUUUAAUACUUUAUAAUAAAAAUGGGAAAAGAUUUUUAUUUGAAAAUUCUGCCUUGUGAAAUAUGAACCGUCGAAACUAUAUUUUAAAAUUAUACCCUUGUGUUUAAUAAAUAGAUGACUUUUCAAAAUCAGA